GUAAUGGACGUUACAGCGACACCGCGACCACACUCCAACACUCAGCGCCCAACACAGGCCUAUUAUGUGCCUAGGAAGUUGCUCGAGUGUGGUCGCGGCCCGCAAUCAAAACCAACGACUAUCGACAAAAAUGAAAAGCCAAUUCAAACUUCUGCCCAACAGAAGCAGAAGCCCCGCCCACUUAUGGAUACCGUUAUCUCGGCUCCGCCUUCUUCUCUCAAGGAGAAGUCCCCCCAAUCCAAUCGUCAAACGAAAUCAAACAAAAAAUCGUCACCACCGCCACGUAAAUCGCCAGUGAUGACGUCAUCAUACCAAGUACAGUACCCAAAUUCGCCGCGAGACCUUCAUCUCGUAUCGUCGACACCAUCGUCACGCUCCUCGUCCUCAAUGAGCUCAAACAAUGGAAUUGUGUCACCGACGUUGACCGUCUCAUCGCCACGUAUCGUCAAGGGCGGUCCACAGAAGUAUUCGAUGUCACGCCCGAACGCGUUUGCUCCGAUGAUUGCACAAUCUGAUGAGAAGGAGUGUAUUUGUGAUCGGAAAAAUACACAUGUAGUUUGUAAACGAUGUGGCUACGAAUGUGUUGGCCGAGUGCAAGUGACAUGCGGCAAGCAUCCUCUGAUCCUUGCGCUCAAUGAUCUCCGCGAAUGCCCGAAUCCCGUGUGCCAUAGCGUUCAGCUGCUCGAGUGCGACGAGCUCGACGAUCAGGAUGUGCACGACGAUGGUGUCGAGCAGCUGCUCGCCGAGCCGAUUGAGAAAAUCGAUUUGCUGUCGUGAAAAAUUCUAAUUUUUAAUUUUUACUAAAAGAAAAAACCCAAAAAAAAAAUUGAAACCGCGCUCUAUUGACAAUAAUUUUUAAAUUUUUCCUGUAAUUCUACUACUGACACCUGUUCAUUCGGGUCCUCUCACACAUUUCACCCCCUGAAUUUUGCUGUACAUUUGUCUUUGCUUCUCUACUCUUUUUCAAAAAUUUAUUAAUUUUUUUCUAGCAAUACAAAAAAAGAAUAAUAAAUCAAUUCGAAACAUGA
Caenorhabditis elegans is the source of this 1028-nucleotide messenger RNA. RefSeq lists its product as uncharacterized. NCBI's taxonomy places the organism in Eukaryota, Metazoa, Nematoda, Chromadorea, Rhabditida, Rhabditidae. The record is from RefSeq and is marked reviewed.